GUCUGUCUCGCUUCUCUCCCUCCACUCCUCCAUCCAUGCCUCUCUCAUCCUGACCCUGCUUUCUCUCUCCUCUCUGUCUCUUUCGUUUCCAGCCCGGAUAACGGAGGUGGGUGGACGAGCUUGGAGUUGCUAUUGUUGUUAUUUUUUUUUUAUUAUUCAUAUUAUUUAUUCCUCGUUUUUCGGGAGACCCGCCACCGGGCAUGGAGGAUGUAAAAGACCCGCCGACCGUGCACCGGUCCUCCUCUUUCAGUAUCAAGAGCCUCCUGCUGCCCUCAAAGUGCGACAGACCGGACCCCGUAGCCGCUGCAGUGGUGGGAAUCCCCGCGACCUUCUCUCCCUCUCCGGGCUCCGAAUCAGACAAGUCCCUGGAGGAGGUGGACUCUAAGUCUCUGGAUCCCUUGGAGGUAGCUUUGGACACCGAGAAGCCGGACAAGCAGGAGGACCAGGAAGAGGAGGAAGGUGGAGGAGGCGCCAAGACCACACCGAACACUAACGGUAAUAGUAGCGCGAAAAACGGGAAAUAUGACAAGCCUCCGUUCAGCUACAACGCCCUGAUCAUGAUGGCCAUCCGGCAAAGCCCCGAGAAGCGGCUCACGCUGAACGGCAUCUACGAGUUCAUCAUGAAGAACUUCCCGUACUACCGGGAGCACAAGCAGGGCUGGCAGAACUCUAUCCGGCACAACCUGAGUCUCAAUAAGUGCUUCGUGAAGGUGCCCAGGCACUACGACGACCCGGGGAAGGGGAACUACUGGAUGCUGGACCCGAGCAGCGAUGACGUAUUCAUCGGAGGGACAACCGGGAAGCUCCGCCGGCGCUCCGCCACCUCCCGGGGCAAACUGGCGAUGAAACGCGGGCUGCGCUUCGCUCCUCUCAGCUUGGGAAUUAACGAGCGGGCGAACAACCCGCUGUACUGGCAGAUCUCUCCGUUUCUCUCCCUGCACCAUCACCACCACCACCACCCGCACUACAACGGAUCCUCACCCGGGUUUUUGAACCAGGCGGCCGGAUACGGGUCGCUGCUGCCCGCCGUGGAGCAGCUGGGUAACGGGGACCUGGGGCGCUCCAUCCUGGGGAACAGUUACGGGAUGAGCACAUCGCCGGUCGGGCUGCUCUCCGGACAGACAGCCGGGUACUUUGUCUCAGGGACCGGACACUCAGGGCAGCCCGGAGGAGGACCGCCGCCCCCGCCGCACCUCCAGCAGGGGUACGGCGGCCUGACGAGCAGCAGCUCCCCGCAGAACCUGCUCUCGGACUCCCUGAGAAACAGCUCAUUCUCCCCGGGCGUGUCCGCGGGGUUCCCCGGGGUGCUGUCCCAUCAAAAGAGGGUGACCCCUAACGCUUUCCUAAACUGACCCCCCCCCCCCCCCCCCUCACCCUGGGACGAGGACGCACAGAAAUAUGUUAAGGGCAAAUAAUAAGUGGUAAAUAUCAAACAAUGAUCGCAAAAAUAUAUAUAUGAAGUGUUUCUUUGGCCAUUUUCUGCCCCGAAGAGCAUCGGGUUUAUUUUGAUGAUUUUAUUUUCUUGAAAGGGACAAACAAAAAGGGACAAACUUUUGUUACCCGCGGGUUGUACAACUGUAAACUAGACUUGCCAAAGGUAACGCUUUAAGAAUAAUUCAAGCUAUUUAUAUCUUGUACAAAGAUUUUCAUUGCUUUCUUUGAGUCUUUUAUUUAUGUUUUGUAUUUAUUGUACAAUGUAUUUAAAUUCUAUUCGUCAGUGUAUACUUAUCAGUAUUAAGGAAUAUGGGAUGGGGAUGGGGGGGGGGGGGGGGUUAAAUGAUACGUACAGGGUUAAUAAUUAUUAUUAUUUAUGAAUUUUGAGACAAUCAAGGAGAAAAACAGACAAUCAAAACUUUUUCUCUCCCCUUUUCGAGAGGAAAACGUUUGAAUAGGUAAAUAAUGAGUAAAUAAAGCCUUAAAUCAGCAGAAACAAUCAGGGGUUUCGAGAGGAAAAAAUAAGCCUACAAUCAUAUCUCUACUCAGGUUGAUCCCGGACAGGCCUAACAACAACAACAAUAAUAAUAAUAAUAACAAUCACAAUAAACAACAAUAACACCGCUCUCUGUGAAGAGUUUCCUUCCAAAAUAAAAUAUCCAGAAAUAAUAUUCCCAACUUGGCAGAGCCGUAGUGAAGCUAUAAAUAUCCUGACUGCUGCCUUCAGUGCUAAAAAUGGCAUUUUGACUUCCCCUUUAAAUACAUGGAUAUAAAGGUUUUUGGAAUAGAACUCUUCAUGUACAAUAUUAUGCAAAACAAUGCAGCUGUAACACACGUUUAUGUAUGUUGUAUGUUAUUAUAAAAGCCCAGAUUGUCCUAAUAACUUCAGUUGGUUAUGGGUUAUGUGUGUGCGUGUGUUAAUGUGUGUGUGCAGGCCUGAAUGAGCGUAAAAGCUCCUGCGCAUGUGCGCCAAGGGCCGCCGCACAAACGAUUUUUUUUCUUCGUAAAACCAUAAACUUUAGCAGCUUCUGUGCCGUUUUAACGCCUCGCUGACUUGCAACUGUUUCCGGGUAAACUUUGUCAACGUGACCGGUGGAGGAUGGAGGCCUCUACAUGAUGGAACUGUUUGUAUUCCGCAGUUUUCUUUGGGAAGCACACCGAGCGGCUGCAAAAAACACACAGGCCCUGCACCACACACACGCAUUCAUAUAGCUCGUGUCCGGCGAAAAACCUGUAUCUCCAAAAGUUUUAUUCUUUGCUUUAAAUUAAUAAAAAUAAUAACAAAACCUUAAUUUUAUCAAACAUUCUUGGCCUUAAAAUGGACAAAAUAAUGUUAACUUAAUUGAUGUAUUUCUAUUUACUCUAACACAUUUCUUAGCAAUUAUCUUGGUUGUUUGUUUUAACCUAGGAGCUGAAAAAUGAGUCCCUAAAAAUGCAAAAAACACAACAAUAACCACCAUGGAGAUACGAGGUUUUUUAACUGCAGUGAUAAAUAUGCAACUUUUAUUUUCUUAAUUAUUUUGGGAGUACAAUCUGCACAGUAAACUUCAAUGCCAUUUACCGGUAUUACUGCUUCAUGUGACGCAUUAACAAUACCGAGGUUUCAGAGGACUAGGUGUUGUAAAUCAAAACGGGACAAUUGGUUUAAUAUUUGUCACUGUUUAUUUACAACAUUGCAUUAUUCUGACCGAAUUUCUGUUUGCAGCUUUCACAAGUAAUCUGCUUUUAAACCCAGAAAGUCGGAAGUUUUACUACAAAUGUUUAUUUUUAUUAAAGAGGACCUAUAGAUGUUUUUCCACCACAGCCAUGUUUGUUUGGAAGUUCUGGUUUUAUGGAUCUGAUUCUUUUUGCUCAAACUGAAAACAAUUGUUGUCCUUAAUAAAUAAUCCCCUCUAAAGGUUA
This is a messenger RNA of Eleginops maclovinus (Patagonian blennie), 3336 nucleotides long. It is a transcript of the gene foxg1b, whose product is annotated as forkhead box G1b. Gene Ontology annotation, molecular function: DNA-binding transcription factor activity; sequence-specific double-stranded DNA binding. NCBI's taxonomy places the organism in Eukaryota, Metazoa, Chordata, Actinopteri, Perciformes, Eleginopidae. Gene Ontology annotation, cellular component: nucleus. Gene Ontology annotation, biological process: regulation of transcription by RNA polymerase II. The record is from RefSeq and is a predicted model, not a curated record. Bases 201 to 1352 code for a protein of 383 amino acids. The transcript has a single exon.